Erinaceus europaeus (western European hedgehog) is the source of this 2450-nucleotide messenger RNA. It is a transcript of the gene MIPOL1, whose product is annotated as mirror-image polydactyly 1. The record is from RefSeq and is a predicted model, not a curated record. The coding region runs from base 339 to 1805 and encodes 488 amino acids. The transcript has 15 exons. NCBI's taxonomy places the organism in Eukaryota, Metazoa, Chordata, Mammalia, Eulipotyphla, Erinaceidae.
CUCUGCGCUCGGCUGGGCCCGGGAGGCUCCAAGCGGGCAGCGAUUGGCUGUCGCGUGGCAUUGCGUGGAGCCGGAGAAAGUCGGGGCGAGAGAGCGGCCAGUGAGCUCCGGGGCGGCGCCCUGCCUCGUGAGGUCAGCCGCUAAUCCAAAAGUCAAUGAGGAACUUAGAAAAAGAUUGCCAACUCUGGAUCAACAUAUUUAGAGAAAAUUGGAAAGGGAGAAGCUUACUACAGCUUUAUUUGAAGACUUUUUAAAGAACGAAGAGUUAUAGCUGCCAGCUUCAAAUCUUGGAACAAAAACCAGAGACAUUGCCAGAGCAAACGAGAACAGAAGUACGAAUGGAGGGCUGGUCAAAAGUGAUGGAGAGAGAUAAAGGAGGAAGGAGAGACACCAGCAGCAUUGCUCCCACCACCGUUUUCCCAUUCAGAUUUUCAGGAUUCAGUUUUACUAACCUAACCUGGAAAAGUUGCAUAGUGGAUAUCCAAAGCAAACUAAGUAAAACGUAUAUUAAUGAUGAACAAGAAAAUACAGAGAGAAAUCAAAGUACACAGUCAGAUGAGCCGUUGUCUGUGAUCUCUAAGGGAAUUGUGCAUCUGAAGCCCAAUGUAUUGGCUACUGAAACCAAAUAUGAAGACUCAGAACUGCCAGAGCAGAGUUCAGGGUAUUUAAAAGUGAUCGGACCUUGUCUAAGUGAGGAGUCAACUGACUACACUACUGAAAAGCCCAGCCCAAUGGAGCAUAGAGAUAACGAUUUGCAUUCUAAAUGUCUGGUUCCUUGUCAAGUUACUUCAGACUUAAAUAAAGAGAAGACAGUAGCUCGUCUUAUGAAAGAAUUGGACAUUCUCAGAGCCAGCAAUAAAAAGCUUCAAGAAAAACUGACUAAAGAAGAUAAAGAAAAGAGAAAACUAAAGCUGAGACUGGAACUCCAGGAGAAAGCAGCAGAAUUCCAGAUUGCUGAAAAGACCACAGCUCUGGUUGAAGAAGUCUAUUUUGCACAGAGGGAACGUGAUGAAGCCAUUAUGUCUCGAAUGCGGUUAGCCAAUGAAGAGAGAGAUGAAGCAGUUGAACGAGUCAAGCUUAUGGAAAUGUCUCUAAAUAUGCUAGAAAAUAUUAACCCCGAAGAAAAUGACAUGACAUUACAGGAAUUACUGAACAGAAUAAACAAUGCAGACACGGGGAUCGCUAUUCAGAAGAAUGGAGAUAUAAUUGUGGAUAGAAUCUACAAGACCAAGGAAUGUGAAAAGAGAAUUACUGCCGAAGAAAUGAAUGCAGUGAUAGAGGAACGUGAUGCUGCUUUGUCUCGGUGCAAACGCCUAGAGCAGGAGCUUCAUCAUCUGAAAGAGCAGAACCAGACUUCAGCAAACAACAUGAGCCAUCUGACUGCUGAAAACAAUCAAGAACGUGCUCUGAAGGCAAAGCUGCUCGCUAUGCAACAAGCCAGAGAAGCUGCAGUUCAAGAAUACAAAAAACUGGAAGAAGAACUCCAGACUCUGAGAGUAUAUUACAGUUUGCACAAAUCUUUAUCCCAAGAAGAAAAUCUGAAAGAUCAGUUUAAUCAUACCCUUAGCACCUAUGAAGAGGCUUUAAGAAAUCGAGAGAGCAUGGUAUCCAUCACACAACAACAAAAUGAGGAACUGGCUAGCCAACUGCAGCAGGCACUUACAGAUCGAGCAAACAUGGAAUUAGAGCUUCAGCGUGCUGUCCGGGCCUCCCAAGCGACCACUGACAAAGUUCAGAAGUUGGAAAGACUGGUGGAUGUCCUGAGGAAGAAGGUUGGGACAGGAACCAUGAGGACAGUGAUCUGACUGAGAAAGGACUGUCUGUGGAAGCGAUCACAUCUGCUGGCCAGGCUGCUCCAUUCAACACUGUGUAAACACCAAAGCCUUAGCUUAGCAAACAGUUGUUAGAAGUGGAACACUCCAACCACAUUCCAAGCUGAGAUAAAGUCAAAUCACCAAUGUUUAACUACUUUGCUGCUGGCUUGAGUUAUUUCUCCAAAUGUAUUAACAGCAGGCUUUUUCCAAUUGCGUGGCUCUCAGUUGCAGUCUAUCUGGGAGCUGUUUUGUCCCUGCAUGUAUUUAAUAUACAUCUCUUUACUGAGAGACCAUUGUCGGUCUUCACAUAUGGCCCUUUCUGAAUCAAAAUGCAGCAGAGCACAUACUGCCGAGAGCCUUAAUCCACUGUGUUAGGGCAAAACUUCAAAUACAUGUAAUUUUUCAAUGGAUUUCUUAACUGAUGAGAGAGGUUCAGAAAUAAAAUCAUGGGCAACAAAAGGGAAUAAAUAAGUAAUAUAAAAAUUUAAAAAAUUUAAAAAAAAGAAAUAAAAUCAUAGCUUUCCUUCAGUGUGUGCAAGUAAUCUUCAUUAGUAGUAAAGAAUGUUAAGUAUAGAUGUUAAUUAAAUAUAUAGUUUGUUUUAACAAGUGUGUAAUACAAUAAAAUGCAUUAACCAA